GCGGGGCAUGGUGGGGGCGGGGCCUGGCCCGGAGUGUCCCCGCGAAGCCUGGGCCUGUUAGGCUGCUCUGUCCGUGUAUCGGCCACCGUCAAAUUCAGUCCCGGCUCACAGCAGCGCCCUGGGAGCGCCUAGCGCCUGCGGCCGGUCCAGGCAGCGCGAUCCUGCGGCGUCCGGCCCCCUCAGGCAUUCCUGGAUGCCAUGGUCGCCGUCUUACGGGCCUUCUGGGCGAAGGGGCCCUUGUGGCUCCGGCGCGGCCUCUGGGCCCAGCUCCCAGCCCACUACUGCAGCGGGGACCUGGCCGGGGCAGGGCGGCGGGAGUCAGACCCGCGGCCCACCAGCGCGCGGCAGCAGGACGGGAUCAGGAACAUCGUCUUGAGCAAUCCCGAGAAGAGGAACGCAUUGUCACUGGCAAUGCUGAAGUCUCUCCGAAGUGACAUUCUUCAUGACGCUGAGAGCGAUGAUCUGAAAGUCAUUAUCAUCUCAGCUGAGGGGCCUGUGUUUUCUUCUGGGCAUGAUUUAAAGGAACUGACAGAGGAGCAAGGCCGUGAUUACCACACCGAAGUAUUUCAGACCUGUGCCGAGGUCAUGAUGCUCAUCCAGAACCACCCUGUCCCUGUCAUUGCCAUGGUCAACGGCCUGGCCACGGCUGCUGGCUGUCAACUGGUUGCCAGCUGCGACAUUGCUGUGGCGAGCGACAAGUCCUCUUUUACCACUCCUGGGGUGAACAUUGGGCUCUUCUGUUCCACCCCUGGGGUCGCCUUGGCAAGAGCAGUGCCUAGAAAGGUGGCCUUGGAGAUGCUCUUUACCGGGGAGCCCAUUUCUGCCCAGGAGGCCCUGCUGCAUGGGCUGCUCAGCAAAGUGGUGCCAGAGGCGCAGCUACAGGAGGAGACCAUGCGGAUCGCAAGGAAGAUCGCGUCACUGAGCCGCCCGGUGGUGUCCCUAGGCAAAGCCACCUUCUACAAGCAGCUGCCCCAGGACCUGGGGAUGGCUUACUACCUUACCUCCCAGGCCAUGGUGGACAACUUGGCCCUGCGAGAUGGGCAGGAGGGCAUCACGGCCUUCCUCCAGAAGAGAAAACCCGUCUGGUCACAUGAGCCAGCGUGAGUGGAGGCGGAGGACUGAGGCCCAUGGGCAGCGCCCAGGAACCCACCCUCCCCUCUGACUCACCCAACCCCACCACUGCCUCUCAGCUUCAACAGGCAGCAGACCAGCUGCUUUUGUGACUCCAUAUUGAUGUCACAGCAUUCGGCCUACAUGAAAAGCCACGAUUUCAUGGGGAAAGGACAAAAUGUGCAAGGCUGGUGAGCCCUGCAGCGGGCCAGCUAUGGUGGGAAGCCGGCAUUGGGGGUGCUCCUUACAGCAUCUUAGGCAAGUGACCCCCCGCCCCGACAUAGCAGAAGGUGACAACUCAUGGAGGCAGGAAAGGACGCGAGCCUGACCCUUAUCAGAAAUGUCCUCCUAGGCAGAGUCAAUCCUGGCUGUUGAGGAGAGGCGACAUAUUUCAAAUCUCCAUGAGAUAUUCUCCACGCAAAAAAAUCUUCAUUCUACAGAGACGUAAUCAUGCCUAUGGCUUUGAAUAAUCUUAUGCGAUUGAAUAAAUUAAGUCUUAUAGAGA
Messenger RNA from Callithrix jacchus (white-tufted-ear marmoset), 1615 nucleotides. It is a transcript of the gene ECHDC3, whose product is annotated as enoyl-CoA hydratase domain containing 3. Gene Ontology annotation, molecular function: hydro-lyase activity. The record is from RefSeq and is a predicted model, not a curated record. Lineage: Eukaryota; Metazoa; Chordata; Mammalia; Primates; Cebidae. Gene Ontology annotation, cellular component: mitochondrion.